Messenger RNA from Asterias rubens (European starfish), 2409 nucleotides. Its product is annotated as protein DENND6A-like. The transcript has 15 exons. The coding region runs from base 57 to 1820 and encodes 587 amino acids. The record is from RefSeq and is a predicted model, not a curated record. Lineage: Eukaryota; Metazoa; Echinodermata; Asteroidea; Forcipulatida; Asteriidae. Gene Ontology annotation, cellular component: recycling endosome. Gene Ontology annotation, molecular function: guanyl-nucleotide exchange factor activity.
CUGAUGGCGGAUGGCUGAACUCUGACAGCUUUGUGAACAGCAGGCUAAGUUUAACAAUGGCGACAAGUGAAGAUGGAGAAAAUCGCCUUCGUUCUUCAUUGAGCAGUAUGGAUGGUUCUGUUAUCAAACAGGAACCUUUUCGUUCGAAGGCGAUCCUGCCAUGGGAUAGACUGUCAAACUGGCUGCAUUGUGUCUGUGUUGUCACUUUCGACUUGGAGUUGGGACAGGCUUUGGAGUUUGUGUAUCCCAACCAUGUGAAGCUCUCAGAAAAAGAGAAAAUGAAUGUGUGCUACCUCUCCUUUCCAGAUUCUAAUUCAGGUUGUAUGGGGGACACCCAGUUCAACUUCCGCAUCCGUCAGUGCCAUAGUAGACCACACCCUUAUCAUAGUCGCAAGACCUAUGAUAUGAAUAGCCCUGUUACACUACAGAGCGAUAGUGCCCAUUAUUACGGCUUUGUUUACUUCCGACAAAUCAAAGACAAGACGUCAAGGAGAGGGUACUUCCAAAAGUCACUGGUACUUCUUUCCAAGGUUCCUUAUGUCACAUUGUUUACGCAUCUUGCCAGUGUCAUAGCACCGGGGUACUUUGAGCACGGUGAACCUUCAGUUGAAGCAGCGUGUCAUGAUAUAGACCAGUGGCCUUCACCAUUCCCUGGUAUGCUCUUACAUCUACCUAUUAUGGGCUGCGUUCUACAGAUCAGAAUACCCACAAAGCAAGACAAACCAGGUUCCAUAUCAGCUGCAGUCAAAACAACUCCAGAGCAUGGUGGGUCUCAACCUACCAUAGUUCCAUCUGUCCACGAAGUAGAACCGUUUAGAUGUCUCCAUUCUGUUUUACCUCAUAUCCAACUAAUAUGGGAGCUGGCUCUUACAGGAGAGCCGUUGGUCAUUAUGGCGCCCUCGCCCUCCAUCUGUUCCGACACGGUGCAUGCCCUGGUCCACACCAUCUCUCCACUACGUUAUAUGUCAGAUUACCGGCCGUACUUCACUAUACAUGACAGCGAGUUUAAGGAAUACACUACAAGAACACAAGCACCUCCAUCAGUUAUUCUAGGCGUCACCAAUCCCUUCUUUGCCAAGACGUUACAACACUGGCCCCAUGUCAUCAGGAUAGGGGAACCAACUAAUACAGACAAGACAAACUCUAAGAUGCUGAAACCCAAGAAACCUGGAAGUCUGAAGACUCUGGAGUCUAAGCCAGGACUGUACACUCAGUACAAACCUUUCCUUAAUAAGGAUAAGACGAUUAUCAAAAGGUUAUCAAAGGGAGUUCAGACUAAGAGACCUCAGGAGGUACAAGAUGCCAUGUUACGUCGACAUCUUCUAGAAUUAACCCAGAGUUUUAUGAUUCCCUUAGAGAGAUACGUAGCUUCCCUUAUGCCUCUACAGAGGAAUAUCUCACCAUGGAAGCAUCCUCCAAGGUUAAAACCUUUUGAUCCAGAAGGGUUCCUGAAGACGUUGGAACACUCUGGGCCGCAGCUAACCUCUGGCCUUAAAGGAGAUUGGAUUGGACUCUACAAGAAAUUUUUCAGCAGCAAGAAUUUUGAGGGUUGGUUUUGGCAGCGUCAGUUGGAGGUGAACCACAAGCUGUCGGUACUCCAUCUUGAAGCAUUGUGUAAUGCUGACUUACUGCAGUGGACCAGUGAUAAACAGGAAGUACAGGUCGUUGACCUUGUUCUCAAACUCAGGGAAAAAAUGGCUGAUAUUUUGGACCAAAAUUUGCAAGUUAAACCGGAGCUUGUACAAAGACUAACAUCACACAUAGAUGCAAUUAUAACGACACUUCCAUCGGAUCUACAGGCAGUGCUGAAAAGCCAAUAAGAAACGGCUUAUAGUCAGAGAGUAGCCAAAAGGAGAGCUGACUGUUUUGAAAGCAGCCAAUGAGAGCGUGUUUGUGUUCAGAUGAGCCAAUCAGAUUGCUCCGAUGAGCUGAGAAGCUUACAGCACAGCACAAAAGGCACUUCUUAUGGUGAACCAAUUACAAGGCUUUCAAAUUACAAAGUUUUCAACUGGGAGAGAUCCAUUUUGAAAGUAGCCAUUUAGAUGGUGGUUGUAUAGUGAUUGGCCAAUGAGAAUGCUCCUUGAGUAUGGAGCCAAUAGCCUUGCUGGAAAAGGGCCAAUACAAAGAGGCUUGUGAUGAGUCAGUCACCAAUAGGAGAGAUGUGUGUCAUUAGAAGAGCCUGUUCAGAAUGUUUUGAUGUGCAACGGUGCGGGAAUCGUAGCCAUUUAUCAUCGCCACUUUCCCCACUUUGAGCUACCUAUGCAGGCCUUUAUCAUCAGGCAUGUUGUGGGUAACACAGACAUGCCAACUAGUACGUUUUUCCCGUAUUUUGUACGGGUUUUUGUAAAAAAUACGGGUAUACGGGUUUUGCAAAAAAAAUACGGUUUUGAGCAUCGCCACCGCAAAAAU